Molecule: messenger RNA, 1186 nt
Organism: Cryptomeria japonica (Japanese cedar)
Lineage: Eukaryota; Viridiplantae; Streptophyta; Pinopsida; Cupressales; Cupressaceae
Product: transcription factor MYB2
Exons: 2
Coding region: 113-958 (281 amino acids)
Biological process (GO): regulation of DNA-templated transcription
Cellular component (GO): nucleus
Molecular function (GO): sequence-specific DNA binding; DNA-binding transcription factor activity
Source: RefSeq, a predicted model, not a curated record
UACAAUUGGAGCUAUUAUAUAAACUGAAGGGUUUAUAAAAUUCAAAGACAAAUAUACAUACUUGUUUAGCACAUUGAAGGGUUUCAUAUCCAAAAAACAAUUGAACUACCUGAUGAUAUUAAAGAGGAGUAGCGGCUGGAGAAUGGGUGUACUUGAAAAGGAUGAAGGAAAUAUGAGGAAAGGUCCUUGGACUUAUGGGGAAGAUAGGAAGCUGAUUGCCUACGUUAGGGAGAAUGGUGCUGGUCGUUGGAAUUCAGUUGCCAAAACUGCAGGAUUGGAGAGAAGUGGCAAGAGCUGCAGAUUGAGGUGGCUCAACUAUCUCCGCCCUGAUCUAAAGCGUGGCAGCAUAACUCCCAAAGAACAACGUUUGAUCUUUGAUUUGCAUAGACAAUGGGGAAACAGCUGGUCUCGAAUUGCUCGGAGUUUACCAGGAAGAACAGAUAACGAGAUAAAAAACCAUUGGAGAACCCACAACAAAAAAAUGUCUCGAGAGCUAAUUCAGAGUUAUAGAUGGCCGCCAGUUUCCAAAGGUCCAGCACAGAUAAAAGCAGUAAGAGAAAAUAAUUUGCGUUCUAGUGGGACAAGCUCUAAGGGCCACCAUACGGGUGUAAUGAAGGAACUGUAUGCAGAAUUUAAAGCACCCAUGACUCUAAAGAAGGUUGGUUGUGAUAUUUGUGAAGUGCAUGAUGGUAACCAAGAAUCCUUAACUUCCCAAGAUAAAUAUCAAGAGUUUAUAAAGAAAUUUUCUGAUACGAAUAUUGUGAACUGCACAGAGGCUGAGACGUAUGAAACAGGUGUAGUCCAAUACAGCCCAGCCUUCUCUUGUCCUUCUAUGACAGCUUCUCAAGUGAAUGUCUUCUCAGACAAUGAAGAGUUCUUGUGGGAUUAUAAUUCCAUAGCCUUGUGGAAUUUAGAUGACGUACCCUUAGGCAAUGUUAACAAAAAAAUGGAUCUUUAAUCCCAAAUAUUGCAGACGAGGUUUUCGAACACAUGAAAGUUGUGACUUUUCAAGAAGUCUCACUCCUUUAGGAUGACUUGAUAUGGUUAUGGAAACCAUUACUGCUCAAUCAUAAGCUUAAGAAUAAUAUAGGUACAACAAUUAUUUGUUGAAAUCUAAAUAUGAUUUUAGAGAUAUUACAAUGGGCUGAUACUGCUACAUGUUAAGGUGUGUCUUACUCUAUCUCAU